CACCUCGCAUCCUCCCAUCAUAUAUCGCCGAAAGCCUCCAUUUCUGCUCUGCACGGAGCAUCAAAACAUCCCCAGACCCUCCUUCUCUCUCCUCCUUCUCCUUCUCCAUACGAGGAAGAUGGGUACGAGAGAUUGUUAGCAUAGAUUCGUUAGAAAUACCCACAAACAAACGACGUCGACGACGACGAAGGAAGCGAUAGAUUUUGAAUUGACGGCGAUUAACUUAAUUUCCCCUCGAGUUUCUCUUCUUCUUUUUCUUGUUCCCUCGAUUCGUUGACUUGGGUCUCCCAGAUCUGGCGUUGGAACCAUGGCGACGGACGUGUUGCGGCCUCAGGAUUGCCUGAUCCAGAGGAUCCGGGUCUCUCCGGCGUCUUUCCCUCGCCGGAAGGCCUGCAACUAUGGGAACUCCUAUUCUAACCCUAGCAGAUCUAGCGCUAGGCCUACCCGGAAGCAGAUCCAGCAGCAGCAGCAGCAGGCGGCGGCGGCGAAGCCGGAGCCUCAGCGGAAGCGGUUCGUCCGCGCGCAGUCGGAGCCGUCGACCUCUUCGAGGUCCAGCUCCGACGACCUCAGGCAGGCGAGAUCCUCCGGCCUCGUGAUGGAGAAGGUCACGAUCCUCCGGCGGGGCGAGUCGCUGGACUCGAAGAUCAAGAGCCAGGUCUCGGAGGCGGAGGCGGCGGCGAUGGCGUCGAGCGACCUGGUCGUCUGCGACGGGACGCAGCGGCUGGGCCCGGACCCGGAGAUGAUCCCGAAGCAGGUCCGGAUCGUGGAUCUCAGGUCCCCGGUGGCGGCGGCGAGGAGGUGCGACGUGUACGCCGGAUCGGCGUUCGCGGUGUCGCCGGAGCCGAGCUCCCUCCCCCUCCCGUCGUUCUCAAAGAAGAAGCACAUCUCCUUCGACGACUCGGCGACUAGGGAUCUCCGGAGGCUGCUGCGUCUCGAUUGAGAAAGCCCUCUCGAGUCUCGACCGUGAAGAAGACCCGGUUCGCUAGAUCCGAGCUCGUGCCCGGAUCCGACUCUCUGCCCCCUCCCUCUCUCUCUGUCUCUACGUAGGUUCCAUGUUUCGUCGCCGGGCCAUUUUCUCGCGAUAUCUCGGAGGUCAGAUCGCAGCCGCGAGUUUUUAAGAAGCGGGUGGGAUGGAUAGAUCUCAAUAUCGGAGAAACUGACCGGGGGCGAUUCAGUAAAUUUGCAAAUCUUCUCUCCCUUCUCCUUGUCUGGGACAUGAUCUUUGUUAGAUCUAUACGACAUCUGUAUCAUUAUCUAUCUUGUGGGUGGGUCUUGUGGGUAAUGUUUAAUGUAAUUUGGGGUUUGAUGGGUAUUUUCCUUAGGGGUUUGUAAGUUGUAAUUGAAGUGGGUUAAAAAAAAAACAAAUAAAAGGCACAAAAAAAAGAAAAAAAGAUGAUGGUUUGAGCUUGAGUUGGCGUUGUGUUUGGGGAAAUGGGUUGUUGGGUUAGGGGUGGGUUAAGGUGUUAAUUUGAUGAUUAUGAUCGUUCAAGUGUGGUGCUAUCUGUGAAGAGGAAAGAGGCAUUGUAUGUAUGAAUGGUCCCUUACUAAUGGUAAUUUAAAGAAGAUGGCUUUAGGGAUUGCUGGCCACUUUGAA
Molecule: messenger RNA, 1594 nt
Organism: Rhodamnia argentea
Lineage: Eukaryota; Viridiplantae; Streptophyta; Magnoliopsida; Myrtales; Myrtaceae
Exons: 1
Coding region: 308-940 (210 amino acids)
Source: RefSeq, a predicted model, not a curated record